Messenger RNA from Phacochoerus africanus (Common warthog), 1073 nucleotides. RefSeq names its product ankyrin repeat domain-containing protein 16-like. NCBI's taxonomy places the organism in Eukaryota, Metazoa, Chordata, Mammalia, Artiodactyla, Suidae. The coding region runs from base 39 to 1010 and encodes 323 amino acids. Gene Ontology annotation, molecular function: protein binding. The transcript is spliced from 6 exons. The record is from RefSeq and is a predicted model, not a curated record.
UCCUCCGGGCUGUCCCGGCUCGUAGAGGAUCUCGGGCCAUGGCGGCGUCCGUGGACCCGCGGCGGUUGUACCGGCUGGUGCACGAAGGCCAGCUGUGCGCCCUGCGGGAGGAGCUGCGGGCAGCAGGCCGCGCCGACUGCGCGGGGCCGGCUGGGGACACCCUCCUGCACUGCGCCGCGCGCCACGGCCACCUGGACGUCCUGACCUAUCUGGUCGAGGCUUGGGACAUGGACAUCGAAGCCACCAACCGAGACUACAAGCGGCCGCUGCACGAAGCGGCCUCCAUGGGCCACCGGGACUGCGUGCGAUACCUGCUGGCCCGGGGAGCAGCGGUCGACUGCCUGAAGAAGGCCGACUGGACUCCUCUGAUGAUGGCUUGCACCAGAAGGAACCUCGAGGUGGUCCAGGACCUCGUGGAGCAUGGCGCCAAUCCGCUCCUGAAGAACAAAGACGGCUGGAACAGUUUCCACAUCGCCAGCCGGGAGGGCGACCCUCGGAUCCUCCAGUACCUGCUCACCGUUUGCCCGGCUGCCUGGAAGACAGAGAGCAAGGUCGGGAGAACCCCGCUGCACACGGCAGCAAUGCACGGCUGUUUAGAGGCAGUAAAGUUGCUUCUUCAGAGGUGCCAGUACGAAGCGGACUGCAGAGACAAGUGUGGCCUCACACCCUUCAUGGACGCGAUUCAGUGUGGCCACCUCGGCGUGGCCAGGCUGCUCCUCGAAAAACACAAGGCUCAAGUUUCCUCGGAGGACUCCCUGGGGGCCCAGGCUCUGCACCGGGCAGCGGUCACUGGGCAGGAUGAAGCCAUCCGAUUCUUGGUCUCUGAGCUUGGUGUUGACGUAGAUGUGAGGGCGACCUCCGCCUGCUCGUCAGCUCUUCACUACGCAGCCAAGGAAGGACACGUGAGCACCGUGCAGACGCUCUUAUCCUUGGGUGCUGACCUCAACGCCAAGGAUGCACGAGAUAGAUCAGGUAUGGCCUCAGUGGGUACCUGCCUUGGAAAUUAUUAGUGAAUUAAAUGUAAACGGUGUAACAGUGGACUUACGAUAUUAAAAACAUUUGUGUUAAUAUUA